This is a messenger RNA of Archocentrus centrarchus (flier cichlid), 1620 nucleotides long. It is a transcript of the gene anxa1a, whose product is annotated as annexin A1a. Gene Ontology annotation, molecular function: phosphatidylserine binding; calcium ion binding; calcium-dependent phospholipid binding. Gene Ontology annotation, cellular component: plasma membrane; nucleus; cytoplasm. NCBI's taxonomy places the organism in Eukaryota, Metazoa, Chordata, Actinopteri, Cichliformes, Cichlidae. Gene Ontology annotation, biological process: signal transduction; cellular response to glucocorticoid stimulus; negative regulation of coagulation. The transcript has 12 exons. The coding region runs from base 147 to 1160 and encodes 337 amino acids. The record is from RefSeq and is a predicted model, not a curated record.
GCUGUGGUGGGCGGCAUGGGCUGGACCCGUUGCUAGGAGUGGUUUGUACGUGAGUAUAAAUACACUCUUUCUGUCACCACACCGCCCCUGGAAACUCCCUGAGACAAACUUCUUCACUUUAAGGCAACACGACUCCACUCUCCACCAUGUCUUUCAUCCAAGCGUUCUUGCAGCAGAGCGUCUAUUUGGGCAUGCCUGAUGAUUCAGCCUUAAAGAACGAGGGAACUGUGAAGCCGGCACCCAAUUUCAACGCCAGUGGAGAUGCAGCAGUCCUGGACAAGGCCAUCAAGACAAAAGGUGUGGAUGAGAACACCAUUAUUGAAAUCCUAGUCAAAAGGAGCAAUGAUCAGAGACAGCAGAUCAAAGAGGCUUACCAGAAGGCCAAUGGCAAGCCUCUGGAAUCAGCCCUGAAGAGCGCACUGAAGGGAGAUCUGGAGGAUGUCGUGCUGGGUCUGCUGAAAACACCAGCCCAGUAUGAUGCCCAGCAGCUGAAAAUGGCAAUGAAGGGACUGGGAACAGAUGAGGACACCCUGAUAGAGAUUUUAGCUUCCCGAAACAACAGGCAGAUCCUGGACAUAAAGAAAGUCUACAAGGAAGAAUUCAAGAAAGAGCUGGAGGAAGACCUCAGGUCUGAUACUAGUGGAGACUUCAGGGCAGCCCUCAUUUCACUCUGCAAGGCUGCCAGGACUGAAGGAGUUUGUGAACAACUGAUUGACAGUGAUGCCAGGGCUCUGUACGAGGCCGGAGAGGGCAGGAAGGGCAAAGACUGCUCCGUCUUCAUCGACAUCCUAACCAGCAGGAGUGCCAUUCAUCUCCGUCAAGUAUUUGAUAGGUACAAAAAGUACAGCAAAGUGGAUGUGGCCAAAGCUAUCGACCUGGAACUGAAGGGAGAUAUUGAGAAUUGUCUCACAGCAGUCGUGAAGUGUGCUGGAAGCAGACCUGCCUUCUUUGCAGAGAAACUCUACUUGGCCAUGAAGGGUAAAGGUACUCGCAAGAAUAUCUUGACCCGCAUCAUGGUGAGCCGCUCUGAAAUUGACAUGAUACGGAUCAAGGAAGAAUACCAGAAAAAUUACGGCAAAACACUCUACCAGGAAAUUCUGGAUGACACCAAAGGUGACUAUGAGAAGAUUCUGCUCGCUCUCUGUGGGAGUGAAAACUAGCAGCUUGUGGCUGAGAUCAAGGCCUAUACAGCAGAAGGUCUGUGACAGUGUGCAACUGUGGAAAAUCGCCUGUUAAUGUACCUUUUGUGCUUGUGGAGACCCGACAAGAUAGUCUUUCUUUGCAAGACGUCAUGAUAUUUAGAAGAUAUCGGUAAUGAGCGUAUACUAACAUGGAGUUAGCACUGCUUCAGCAGAUAGAAUUGCUUAGAAAGGAAACCGCUUUUUUAAUUACAGCACAGGUCUCACAGCAGUAUACGAGCAGAUCUAUGCUCUAGACAGACUUAGCUUGCACCUACUAGGUUCUAUAUGUGAUGCUUGAAGAGAAGUUAAUGUCAGUGAUCACAGUGCAGCUGAUGUAUCCAGGUCGCCACAUGCCAAUUGUUUAGCAUUACCAUUACUCUUAAUGAGCUUUGAUAUUCUGCAAAUAAAAGCUUUUUCUUUUUUUUUUUUUUUAACUGAA